This is a messenger RNA of Andrographis paniculata, 1673 nucleotides long. RefSeq names its product F-box protein At1g10780. The transcript is spliced from 4 exons. The record is from RefSeq and is a predicted model, not a curated record. Gene Ontology annotation, molecular function: protein binding. Bases 265 to 1521 code for a protein of 418 amino acids. NCBI's taxonomy places the organism in Eukaryota, Viridiplantae, Streptophyta, Magnoliopsida, Lamiales, Acanthaceae.
CCUCUCUGUGAUUUGGAAAUUCAUUCAAAAUUUGAAAUCUCCCUCACUCCCCUUCUUCUCAAUCUCAAUCUCAAUCUCGCCGCCUUCCACAAUUCUGCAAUUCGCAAUACCUCCCUCCAAUCCUAUAUAUGACGCUGUAUGUAUAACCAACUCACCAUACGCUCUGUGUCUGCGGCCAAAAGCUUUCGCUCCUGCAGUCUCCAGUUGAACUGAAUCGACCUUUUCCGUCUUUAAUCUGUGUAUAAUCUGCUGGACAAAUUUCAAAUGGAGUCGUUGCCGGAUGCAAUAGUUCAGCACAUUUUAUCCCUAAUCAGUAAUGCAAGAGAUGUAGCAUCUUGUAAUUGUGUAUCAAAAAGAUGGAAAGAUUCAACUCCAUAUUUGAGGAGCUUAUUCUUCUCCAGAGGCCUCUUCGAUCGCCUCAGCAAUGGCAGCGGCGACACUCCGGAUGCCGUGCUCUGUCGAAUGAUUUCAUAUGUUGUAAAGCUAGAGGAGCUUGUAGUCUACUGCCCAUUCACAAGCUCCAGCUUAGCCUCAUGGCUGUCGUCUGCUGGAUGUUCGUUAAGUAAACUUGAGCUUCGACUCGACAAUAUAUCCGAUCAUGAUGAAAUCCCUUCAAAGUUGGAUUGCUUGAGGGCUGCUGGAAAUUUAGAGUCCCUUAAGCUUUGGGGUGUGUUGAUGGUUCGUGCUCCGAAAUGGGAUGUUUUCGACAGGCUUAAGAAUCUUGAAAUUGUUGGCGCUCGGUUGGCGAAUGCUGCGUUGUCUUAUGCGCUCCACGCUUGUCCGAAUUUGACUUACUUAUUGCUUCGUGGCUGCGAAGGAUUAACGACUGUUUUGAUAGAUAAUCCUUACCUUAAACAGUGUAAGCUGGAUUUCUUCGGAGCUGGCGACUGUUCGCUGGAGAUUGAAUCAUCGAAGCUUGAGUUGCUUGAAGUGCAAGGCUGUAGUUACAUUCGGGUUCCUGAAACAAGUUUCUUGAAGGACCUAUCGAUCGCCAACAACUCGGGACGGGUGAGGGUUGUCGAAUUUGGGAUGCUCGCGGCACUGGACAUGUUGUCGAUGAGAGGUGUUCAAUGGCACUGGAGUGCCAUAAGCAAAAUGCUUCAUAUGGCUAACAAGGUCAAGAAUCUCUACAUGAAAGUGGAAUUCACCGGCGAUUCGGAUGUCUUUCAUCCCUUCCCGGAGAUUGAUUUUGUCGACUUCUUCAACAGUCAUCCGAAGCUGCAUACUUUCGACAUGCACGGCGCAAUGUUUGCAGCUCUUUGCCAGAGGGACAGCCUGAAAAAUGUAGAUUCGAGGUUCGACAUACCUGCUCUGGAGGAGGUUGUCAUCACCGUUCGGUCCCCUUUAAAUGCCGAGCAAAAGAUGAGUACUCUAGAGUCAUUGAUAAAGUAUGCAAAGAAUUUAAGGAAGAUGAGAAUAAAGAUUCUACAGAUGAAGAGCUGCCAUAGCAGCUCCGACGAUUUCUUUGAUGAUAUCUGCAAGUUUCGACGCAAGAAUCGCAGAAUUGUUUCAAUAGAAUGAAGAAAAGGAUUUCUUUUGUCCUCUAUUCCCCAUUUGAUUGUGUUGUUAUUUCGUUCACCUUUUUAACUCUAAUAAGAGAGACAGAGACAGACUAUUCUUGCAGAGUUGUCGAAAAUUCGAAAGAAAUGAAACCAUUUUUCAUCUCAAAAAAA